AUGUUUAAAUUACUUGUUUUAUUUCAAGCUCUUCUUAUCCAGGUUAUAACCAGCCAGUGCAUAUGCAGCGACAAAAUCCCUAAUUGGGCCGGCAUAGUUAGUCCAACUUCACCUGGAGGCUGUUCUGGAAUUUCACAUGUAAACUUGCCAUACGACCAAUACCACUCACUAGAUAUAACUUCUUUAUCUGCCUCAGGCUGUGAUCUGACCACGAGGAGUUCUUCGCCAAUUGCACCUGGAGUUCUAUCUAUAACAUCGGAGAAUGUCAUCGAAGGACCGGUUUCGGUGUAUGGGCAGUUGCCUUUCCUAAGUGCUGUUGCGUUCGAAGGAUCCAUACCUACUCAUGGAUAUGGUGCUGUUUCGUAUGGUUGUGGUAAUGGUAAUGUUGGAAUUUUAAGUGAAACUUCUGGGUUCGAAUCUGCAUACGAAACGUCCGUGAGACCGUAUGAAAUUCCAUCUGUCAGAGGUCUAAACCAUCCUGGCAGACCAUGCUUGGAAAUUCCCUCAGUCAGACCAGGUUGUGGACACGGGUCUGUUCCAGCAUUACCACCUGCAAGACCUUGCGGUUGCCUGUAUUGA
Pieris macdunnoughi is the source of this 579-nucleotide messenger RNA. The record is from the annotation of a GenBank genome assembly. Lineage: Eukaryota; Metazoa; Arthropoda; Insecta; Lepidoptera; Pieridae.